Messenger RNA from Drosophila eugracilis, 1538 nucleotides. RefSeq lists its product as uncharacterized. The record is from RefSeq and is a predicted model, not a curated record. The transcript is spliced from 2 exons. Lineage: Eukaryota; Metazoa; Arthropoda; Insecta; Diptera; Drosophilidae. The coding region runs from base 927 to 1538 and encodes 203 amino acids.
CACUCUGCUGCGCUUUGCCUUUCUGUUUUACGGCCAGCCACUGUUUCUGUGUUUCUUUUUUUGCUUUGGCUGGCAAGCCAGGCAAUCCAGCCCAUCUGCAUCCUUGUUGCCAAGCCCCAUCCUUGGAUCCUUCUAGCUGCAGCUCGUGUCGGCGGUAGCGCUGGUGUUAUUAACAUUUCUGUUGACAUCCUUGGGGUCGCGUUUCGGGCUCUGAACACGGCAAGAUAUGUGAAGGUGUACUCGACAUGCGAGCAUAUAGUAUUAAACUAUUUUAACCUUCAAAUAUCUUACUUUUUAUAAUGAAUCAUUGAAAAUCGUUUCAAACCAUUGAUUUUCCUAGGUUUGAUUGAAAUUUGUUCCCAGAAUAUAUUUAACUAAAUAAGUUUAAGAGCUCUUAAAAAAUGCAACUCUUUCUACCAAACAGGGUUAUAUUUAAGCAAAAAUCUAAAUAUUUCUCAAUAGUAAUUAAACGUAAAACGAACUAAAACUUUUCGCAGUUUUCUCGAUCUGGCUACAAACAGUAAUCUGUCAAGUUUCAUAACCGAUUUGAUACUGGGUAUCAUUAUAGUCGAUAAAAAGAGGUUUCUCUUUCUUUUCCCCUUUUUUAUUUUGAUUUCUUUUUUUUUACUCUUUUUAUGUACUUAGCCGCCUUCUCAACUCAAUCUUUCCAUACGUGAAACAUUUUCAUUUUACUUUUGUGUGCAAGCAUACACACUUUUCCUCUUUUUUACUUUUUUUUUUUGCAUUUCUGAAAGCAACUCAAAGACCCAAAAAGAACGUUGGAAAAAAAACCAAAUGGAAAAAAUUAUUUAUGUGUAUAUGAAUACGUAUUGUUGACAUAUUGAGAGAUUGCGGCAAUUUAGACCAGACGACACCAUUUAAAAAGCCAUUAGGGCUUGCUCCGUCAGCUCAUAAUUACCAGCACAAUGGAAUACCCCAUUAGUAGUUGUUGGUCCGUAGUCGUCGUCGUUAAUCCAGUGGCCAAGACAACCGUCUUCCAAAUGUCUCUCCAUAAACUCAGUCUACUCGUUCUCAGUUCGCUGAUCAACUGCUAUUUGUGUGGCCAUGUGGUCUAUGUGGAUCGGUUCACGUUUACCGCGGAUGAUCACGACCUGUUCCUAUCUCAGAAUGCUAUCAUCGAACAGGAGUCAAAUCGCAGUUAUCUCUCGGGCCAUAUGAUGAUUAAUCGAUUGAUUAAUGAUUUAACAGUUGUUUCGUCAAUGGACAUCUUACGUCCUCCACGCCCGGAAAUGCGCCUCUAUAAUGUGAAAUUAAACUUCUGUUCGGUCCUUAAUAAUGGUUAUAAGAAUAAGUUUAUUAGAAUGCUUUACAAUAGCUAUGCAGACUUUCUCAAUUCUAAGCCCAAGUGCCCGCUUAAGCCGAAUUUCAACUACUCUUUAACUAGAGCCUAUAUCGACGAGCAAUUGAUUCCAGAUCUACUUCCGGAGUGUACUUAUCGUUUGAAAAUGUCAUUUCAACACAAAUCAAAGUUAUUGGCUCACAUGCAAAUUGAUGGAAAAUUGCUCGUUAAACAUUGA